UUCUUCUUUUACGGAUUUGCACUCACCGUUUCUUUCUCUUUGGCCUCCUCAGCUCCAGUCCAGUCCCGACGAAGGUCCUCGUAACACCCCAGGCCACCAAUGUCUUCAUCAACACGAGCAGCGCCCCAAGCGCUCACGACUCCAUUUGUUCUACCGCAGAGUUGUGCGAAUCAGUUCAUCACGACCAGCUUUGCAUCCAGGUCCACCUACGUUACCGUUGUCGCUUCUUGCCCAGCCGAUCCCCGAUUUUCGGCCUGCCAGCCUCCAGGAUGGGACUCGGGUGGCGAGGGCAGCAGUUUCCAGUUCAGCCCGGCCGUUUGCCCGAGCGGGUGGACGGCGUAUAACCUGGGCGGCACCGUGUCUUGGGUUCGUCACGGUGCCAGCAUGAAUCUCAUCACCUCCAAGACGUUCUCCACAGCCUACUGCUGCUCCAGCGGGUUCACCUACUCACACUAUCACGACCUCCUAAUCGACGGCUUUUCCAGGACCCCACUGGCAUGCUUCGCCAACACCACUGACACGGCUGCACCCACCGCCACCGCAUCCCCCGCGGGUUCACCACACCGUCUCCGAGUUCACAACGCGUGGCACAUCUCGUGGGACGCCUCCGACAUCUCUUCGCUCAGCCCAACUCCGCCGCCCUUCGCCCCCUGCACCACCUCACCCGUGAUUCGGUCCUGGGUGCCCGGCGCCACUGUCGAGCCCAAUGCAUUUUUUGUACCUGGAGGCGCUUGUGAGUGGAACGACGGGACAUCACGCUGGAGCAAAGGUGAGACGAUAGGGAUGUGGUUCUUGAUGGUUGGUGUGCCUAUCAUUGGCCUGGCGAUACUGGCGACGUGUCUCGGGUGCUGGUGCCGUCGGCGUCGGCGGAGGGUUAGGGACGGCAGAGAGACAGGGACAAGCCUUUGGCGCCUGGAAAGUCGCCAAAGCGACAUGGCGAAAGCGGACGGGAACGGAAUUCGGACUGAUGGGGGACCCAGGCCAGCGCAUGAGUGACUGAGAGAAUUAAUCGCAAGGUACCUUAAUAAGUUACUUGUUGUGUCACGG
Parathielavia appendiculata is the source of this 1047-nucleotide messenger RNA. RefSeq lists its product as uncharacterized. NCBI's taxonomy places the organism in Eukaryota, Fungi, Ascomycota, Sordariomycetes, Sordariales, Chaetomiaceae. The record is from RefSeq and is a predicted model, not a curated record. The transcript is spliced from 2 exons. The coding region runs from base 100 to 996 and encodes 298 amino acids.